Funneliformis caledonium is the source of this 138-nucleotide messenger RNA. NCBI's taxonomy places the organism in Eukaryota, Fungi, Glomeromycota, Glomeromycetes, Glomerales, Glomeraceae. The record is from the annotation of a GenBank genome assembly.
CCAGUCGAACAUAUAAAUGAUUCUUCUAAAAUUGCUGUUUGUUCUUCUUACAAAGAUUUAAGGCUAUGUAAACCUCCUCCAAAUAUUGUUAAAACAUCACUUGAAAUUGAAAAUGUUUUAAUGCACUAUAGAUGUUAG